Messenger RNA from Cordyceps fumosorosea ARSEF 2679, 1605 nucleotides. RefSeq names its product Cytochrome P450. The transcript has a single exon. The record is from RefSeq and is a predicted model, not a curated record. Lineage: Eukaryota; Fungi; Ascomycota; Sordariomycetes; Hypocreales; Cordycipitaceae. Gene Ontology annotation, molecular function: heme binding; oxidoreductase activity, acting on paired donors, with incorporation or reduction of molecular oxygen, reduced flavin or flavoprotein as one donor, and incorporation of one atom of oxygen; iron ion binding. The coding region runs from base 1 to 1605 and encodes 534 amino acids.
AUGCCUAACUUGAUCGCGUACUGGCCCAUCGCCGCCGGCAUCGCCGCCCUCUACCUCCUCCAGCAGCUGUGGACCGAGCUCUCCCACCGGCGGCGCGCCGCGGCGCUCGGCUGCCAGCCGCCGUACCUCCGCCGGGGCUGGCUCCCGUUCAGCAUCGACCACACGUACAAGGCCAUCAGCGCGCUGCAGGACAACGAGUUCCUCAACCUCGAGGUCCGCUCGUACGAGGACCUCGGCGGCCGCACCACCUUCCACCAGGAGACGCUCGGCCGCAAGCUGCUGAUGACGUCGGAUCCGGAGAACAUCAAGGCCAUGCUCGCGACCCAGUUCAAGGAGUUUGGCCUCGGCCCGAUCCGCUACAACGUCUUGGAACCGCUCCUGGGCCUGGGCAUCUUUACGUCUGAUGGCAAGGAUUGGCAACAUUCUAGAGCAAUCUUGCGUCCUCAGUUCACACGCACCCAAAUAUCCAACCUCCACGUAGAGGAGAUUCACGUCCAGCACCUGCUCAACCGCUUCGAGCGCGGCGCCGACGGAUGGACCAAGGAGGUCAACCUCGUCCCCCUCUUCUUCAACCUGACGCUCGACUCGGCCACCGAGUUCCUCUUCGGCAAGAGCGUCAACACGCAGGUCCUCGGGGACCCGCACGCCGCGCACAAGACGCGCGGCGAGAAGCAGUCCGCCGACGACGACGACAUGGAGGACUGGUCGUCGUUCGGGCAGGCCUUUGACAGCGCCAACCGGACCAUGACGCGGCGCUUCAUCCUCAUGAACCUGUACUUCCUCUACAACCCGGCCACGUUCCGGCGAGACUGCGCCGAGGUGCGCCGCUUCGCCGACUACUACGUGCGCCGCGCCCUCGCGCGCUCCCCCGCCCGCGCCGCCGAGGAGGACGGCGACGGGCAGUACGUCUUCCUCAACGAGCUCGCUCGCGAGACGCGCGACCCGGACGCCCUGCGCAACCAGCUCCUCAACAUCCUCCUCGCCGGCCGCGACACCACCGCCGGCCUGCUCGGCUGGGCCACCCUGCGCCUCGCCCGCGAGCCCCCCGCCGCCUGGACCGCCCUGCGCGCCGCCGUCCUCGCCGACUUUGGCCCCUACUCCGCCACCGACACCUCGCGCAUCACCUUCGAGUCGCUCAAGGCGUGCGCGCCGCUGCAGCACGUGCUCUCCGAGACGCUGCGGCUGCACCCCUCGGUGCCGACCAACUUCCGGCGCGCGCUGCGCGACACCACGCUGCCGCGCGGCGGCGGCGCCGAUGGGCAAUCUCCCGUCUACGUGCGCGCGGGGUCCGAGAUUGCGUACAGCACCAACGUGAUGCACCGCCGGCCGGACGUCUGGGGCCCGGACGCGGCCGAGUUCCGCCCGGAGCGGUGGGAGGGGAAGAAGGUCGGGUGGGAGUACCUGCCGUUCAACGGCGGGCCGCGCAUCUGCCUCGGGCAGCAGUUCGCGCUGACGGAGGCGGCGUACGUGCUGGUCAGGCUGCUGCAGCGGUACGACGCGAUCGAGAACCUGGACCCGUCGCCGACGAUCAAGUCCAACCUGACGCUGACGUCGUCGCCGGUGCAGACGCUGGUGAGGCUGCACGAGGCGACGGAUGCAAUUUGA